Molecule: messenger RNA, 936 nt
Organism: Python bivittatus (Burmese python)
Lineage: Eukaryota; Metazoa; Chordata; Lepidosauria; Squamata; Pythonidae
Product: olfactory receptor 5V1-like
Biological process (GO): G protein-coupled receptor signaling pathway
Cellular component (GO): membrane
Molecular function (GO): G protein-coupled receptor activity; olfactory receptor activity
Source: RefSeq, a predicted model, not a curated record
AUGGAUUUCAGGAACCAGACUCUUGUUAGGGAGUUUGUUUUUCUGGGCUUCUCCAACAUCAUGCAUGGCCAGGUCUACCUCAUUGGGGUGUUCCUCACCCUCUAUUUGGUCACCAUUCUGGGCAACAUCACGAUCAUAACCCUCAUUGUGGUGGAUUCUCACCUUCACAGUCCCAUGUAUUUUUUCCUCUGCAACUUAUCCUUCUUGGACAUUUGCUACUCAUCAGUUACGGUCCCCAGGAUCCUAGCAAACCUCCUUCUCCAAAGACACACCAUUUCUUACAACCACUGUCUUGCCCAGAUGUUCUUCCUGAUGACUUGUUCUGGCUCAGAAUGCUGGUUUCUGGCCAUCAUGGCGUACGACCGCUAUGCUGCUAUCUGUCAGCCUUUGCGCUAUUCACACCUCAUGAGUCCACGUAUUUGUGUGCAAGCAGCCAUUAUCAUCUGGAUCUGGGGCUUUGUGGAUUCAGCCAUCCAUGCUGCCUUGGCCUCCAGGUUGCGUUUCUGUGGAGACAAUCAGAUCCAUCACAUCUUUUGUGAUCUCCCACCGCUGCUGAAAAUUGCCUGUGGUGACAAAUUUGCCAGUGAGAUAGCAAUCCACACAGCCACAUUUUUUGUGGGCCUCGCCCCUUUCCUUUUUGUUGCCAUCUCAUACAUCUACAUCCUUGUGUCCAUCCUGCAGAUCCGCUCCAACUCAGGCAGGCAGAAAGCUUUUUCCACCUGCUCUUCUCACAUGCUGGUGGUCAUCCUUUUCUUUGGUAAUGGAUCGAUUAAUUAUUAUCAACCAACUGCUGGCUAUUCUUUGGAGACUGACACCUUGAUUUCCACAAUGUAUUGCAUUGUCAUCCCCAUGAUGAAUCCCUUGAUUUACAGUCUCCGUAACCAGGAGGUAAGGAGGGCUCUGCAGAAGGUCUUGGACACCCACAGGAGAAUAUAG